GCCAGCCGCGGGGCGACGAGCAGAGCCACCACCGCCCCUCCACCCACCAUGAAAAUCCUCCAGGAAAAAGUGGCCCCGGACGCGCGUGCCUGAGAAUUCCGCACAAAAGAGGUGCCCAAAAUGAAGACCCUGAUGCGCCAUGGUCUGGCAGUGUGUUUAGCGCUCACCACCAUGUGCACCAGCUUGUUGCUCGUGUACAGCAGCCUCGGAGGCCAGAAGGAGCGGCCCCCGCAGCAGCAGCAGCAGCAGCAGCAGGCGGCGACCAGCAGCGCGCAGCCCUCGGCGGAGACCAGCCCCCCGCCGCGCUCCCGGGCCCCCGCGGGAUUGCGGCGGCUGGAUGGAUACCUCGGCGUGGCUGACCACAAGCCCCUGAAAAUGCACUGCAAGGACUGCGCCCUGGUGACGAGCUCGGGGCAUCUGCUGCGCAGCCGGCAAGGGACCCAGAUUGACCAGACAGAGUGUGUCAUCCGCAUGAAUGACGCCCCCACGCGGGGCUAUGGACACGACGUGGGCAAUCGCACCAGCCUAAGGGUCAUCGCGCAUUCCAGCAUCCAGAGGAUCCUCCGCAACCGCCAUGACCUGCUCAACGUGAGCCAGGGCACCGUGUUCAUCUUCUGGGGCCCCAGCAGCUAUAUGCGGCGCGAUGGCAAGGGCCAGGUCUACAACAACCUGCAGCUCCUGAGCCAGGUGCUGCCGCGCCUGAAGGCCUUCAUGAUCACGCGCCACAAGAUGCUGCAGUUCGAUGAGCUCUUCAAACGGGAGACGGGCAAAGACAGGAAGAUCUCCAACACUUGGCUCAGCACUGGCUGGUUCACGAUGACGAUUGCGCUGGAGCUCUGUGACAGGAUCAAUGUUUAUGGCAUGGUGCCCCCAGACUUCUGCAGGGAUCCCAAUCACCCUUCAGUACCUUAUCACUAUUAUGAACCUUUUGGGCCUGAUGAAUGUACAAUGUACCUCUCACACGAGCGAGGACGGAAAGGUAGUCAUCACCGCUUUAUCACAGAGAAACGAGUCUUUAAGAACUGGGCGCGGACAUUCAAUAUUCACUUUUUUCAACCAGACUGGAAACCAGAAUCACUUACUGUAAAUCAUCCUGAGAAUAAACCAGUGUUUUGAGGAAUGAACAUGCCAGACCGAAGUCCUAAGUCCCAGUGCAUCAGACACCACUGCACUGAACUUCCUGAGCCACCAGAUAGGAAAGGGGAACAAAACUUGUAGCAGGAAACAGCAUCACUCCUCAAGAAGUACCAUGGACAGAUGCCCACCAGGCAUGACUACAAAGCAGUGCAGUUGGUAUUUAAGAAAAAUUUCCAGAACUAGUAUGUUCUAAUGAGUGUCGUCCCUUUCAGAGGGGUUACCUUAGAGCUGAACACUCAUUUUAAUGAUGCUGCCAUGGCUAAAAACAUUUUGGAUUUCUUUAAGUAUUGCCUUCAAAACCAAAACAUGAGCAACUCAACCAUAUUAGUUGCAUUCCGUUAUAGAAAUACCACAUCAAAAGACAUUUUUAUAAUCAAGUUGUAUCCUCUAACCUGAUCUAUAACCAUUGUCAUCUGUUGGACUCUGUAUGUGUGAUUUGUAAAAAGCAGCCUGAAAGUAUGGACAUAAUUUCUGAAGAGCACAUCUCCACUGACUUGCAUAAAACAAAUGUCCAAUAUUUAUUUAUUGAGAGUUUUUUAGUGCACUCUAGGCCAGUAUUUUUAUAGAUUAUGUGGUAAUUUAUCCUUUCUAACUUUUUGAUCCAAAUGAUAGCUGAGAAAGGCCUAGAAUUGGGUUGGUGAGUUAUUGUGAUCACAGUGCUCAUCGUUAGCAUGCAGUUGGUAUUUGGCUUGGAAAUGUUUGUUGCAUUUUUUGAAUACCUGGGCUUCAGGAAUUGCUCUUUCGUAGCAAGAAUAGCUCUGGUAUUUUCCAAUGUGCAGAAAUGCUCCAAAAUGACAACAUUUAAAACAAAAAACUGUGUAUUUAAAAAAAAAAGAUUCUAACAAACUCUUAAAUUCUACUCCAAAUCUAAAAUUCUAUGAGCCUUUCAUUGACCCAUUUGAGAACUUUACACUUGGAAUGCUAGGCUCCAAUAUUAGCAGGCUGUUAUUCUUUGUGGCCUUUUAUAUUCCUAUUCCCCUACUGACUGUCUUCCCUCUUGUGGUUAGAAACAUACUUCCUUCCCGGCCCAUUGGCUAAAUUCUACCCAUGCUUCUCUGGUGCUUCUUGCACCCCUGUCUGCCCCCCCCCCAAAAAAAGACACUUCCAUGGUAUUCCUGUCUAUAAGGGCAAGGACAUGUCCUUCUGUAAGGAGAAGAGAAUUCAAGGAGGUUCCAUAUCAUAGUACUCACUUAUCCAAUGAACUGUUCAGACUCCCUCACUGCAAAUCUUCAUAGAUUUUUAUUCACCAUCAUUCCCUGAUCUGGAAGAGUUUGAAGGCCUUAUUUUAUUCAGAGCCAAGAUCAAUUAGUAUUAAAGAUUUUCACUUAUACAAGUAAUAUUGUUCAAAAAUAGUCUUUUAAAAAAUAUGCCAGUGUUUUCUUUACACAUGGCUUAGGAGGCAUUAGUAUCUCUAAUGCCAAAUUUGGAGGCACCAGCAAAUUUUAUGUAUGAAACUGACAUUGUUUUAUAGAACAUGACCUAGCCUGUGAUUAAAAAAGAUUUCUCACAUUACCACUUCUUUCCCCUUUCCUUAAUUAGUAAUAUGAUUCCAUUCCCUUGGACUAACUGCAGGAAAAAAAGUACUAUUAAUUAUAUGGAUUACUGUUAUUGAGAUGCAAACACAGUACAGAUAUUUACAUAGCAAAACAAAGUUGAUAUUAUUAUUAUGUGGCUUAAGCUAUUAAAAGCCAGUAACAUUUAAAUGUCUGUCUAAAACACAGUGGAAUGUGAUCUUUAAAUUUCCUCAUAAUUACUUUGUUAUACUUUUUUUUAAUUAGAGAAGUUCUAGGUUUACAGAAAAAUCAUGCAGAAAAUACAGAGUUCCCGUAUACCCACCCCCCAUUAUUAACAGCUUGCAUUAGUAUGGAAUAUUUAUUACAAUUGAUGGAAGAAUAUUAUUAUAAUUGUACUAUUAACUAUAGUCUAUUGUUUACAUUAGGGUUCACUGUGUUGUACAGUCUUAGAUAUUUGUUUUAUAUUCUAGUAACAUUAUGUACAACCUAUGAUUUCCCCUUUUAGCCCCAUUCAACUAUGUAAUUCAACAUUGUUAAAUAUAUUCACAAUGUUGCGCUAUUAUCACCAUCAUCCAUUACCCAAACUCUUCCAUCACCUCAAAUAGAAAUUCUGUACAAUUUGAGCAUUAACCCCCACUUCUUUACACCCACCCCAGCCUCUGCUAACCUAUAUUCUAGUUUCUGACUUAGUGAAUUUGCUUGUUCUAAUUAUUUGAUAUCAGUGAGCUCAUACAAUACUUGUCCUUUUGUAUUUGGCUUAUUUUACUCAACAUAUUGUCC
Choloepus didactylus (southern two-toed sloth) is the source of this 3431-nucleotide messenger RNA. RefSeq names its product ST6 N-acetylgalactosaminide alpha-2,6-sialyltransferase 5 (gene ST6GALNAC5). Gene Ontology annotation, biological process: ganglioside biosynthetic process; oligosaccharide metabolic process. Gene Ontology annotation, molecular function: alpha-N-acetylgalactosaminide alpha-2,6-sialyltransferase activity. The record is from RefSeq and is a predicted model, not a curated record. The transcript has 5 exons. Lineage: Eukaryota; Metazoa; Chordata; Mammalia; Pilosa; Megalonychidae. The coding region runs from base 121 to 1116 and encodes 331 amino acids.